Messenger RNA from Budorcas taxicolor (takin), 812 nucleotides. Its product is annotated as ankyrin repeat and SOCS box protein 8-like. Gene Ontology annotation, biological process: intracellular signal transduction. Gene Ontology annotation, molecular function: protein binding. The transcript has a single exon. Bases 115 to 798 code for a protein of 227 amino acids. Lineage: Eukaryota; Metazoa; Chordata; Mammalia; Artiodactyla; Bovidae. The record is from RefSeq and is a predicted model, not a curated record.
CGAACAAUCGCUGCCAUUCGCUCCUUCCCACACGACAAUGUAGAGGACCUCAUCAGAGGGGGAGCAGAUGUGAACUGUACCCAUGGCACGCUGAAGCCCUUGCACUGUGCCUGCAUGGUGUCCGAUGCGGACUGUGUGGAGUUACUGCUGGAAAAGGGAGCUGAGGUGAAUGCCCUGGAUGGUUACAACCGAACAGCCUUCCACUAUGCAGCUGAGAAAGAUGAGGCUUGUGUGGAGGUCCUGUUGGAGUAUGGUGCAAACCCCAACGCACUGGAUGGUAACCAAGACACCCCACUUCACUGGGCAGCCUUUAAGAACAAUGCUGAGUGUGUGCGGGCCCUCCUAGAGAGCGGGGCCUCUGUCAACGCCCUGGAUUACAACAAUGACACCCCGCUCAGCUGGGCUGCCAUGAAGGGAAGUCUUGAGAGCGUCAGCAUCCUUCUUGAUUACGGUGCAGAGGUCAGAGUCAUCAACCUAAAAGGCCAGACGCCCAUCUCCCGCCUGGUGGCUCUGCUAGUCAGGGGGCUUGGGACAGAGAAAGAGGACUCUUGCUUUGAGCUCCUCCACAGAGCUGUUGGACACUUUGAAUUAAGGAAAAAUGGCACCAUGCCACGAGAAGUGGCCAAAGACCAGCAGCUGUGUGAAAAGCUGACUGUUCUGUGCUCAGCCCCAGGGACUCUAAAAACACUCUCUCGCUAUGCUGUGCGCCGGAGCCUGGGACUCCAGUAUCUGCCGGAUGCCGUCAAGGGCCUUCCUCUGCCAGCUUCUCUGAAGGAAUACCUGUUACUCGUAGAAUAGCCUGGAGGAGACGU